Messenger RNA from Neomonachus schauinslandi (Hawaiian monk seal), 3352 nucleotides. It is a transcript of the gene CEP128, whose product is annotated as centrosomal protein 128. The transcript is spliced from 23 exons. The record is from RefSeq and is a predicted model, not a curated record. The coding region runs from base 10 to 3306 and encodes 1098 amino acids. Lineage: Eukaryota; Metazoa; Chordata; Mammalia; Carnivora; Phocidae.
UGUACAUCAAUGGCAGAAUCUUCCAGCGAUUCAGACCACUUUCGCUCUCGUGAUCGAUUGAGUCGAUGGACUGCCAGGUCAACAUACAGGGAAUCUCUAAGUCGUCCUACAGUAGGUGUCACCAAGAAGGUCAACACUAUAACGAGUACUUUACAGGACACCAGUCAGAACCUGCGACAAGUAGACCAGAUGCUUGGACACUAUCGAGACUAUAGUAAUGGACAGGCGGGUGCUAUAGAACAUUUAAAAGAAAGCUUGGAACAAUCAAUAGGCCAACUGCGGAGUCAACGUUUAUUGAGAAACUCAGGAGGGAGAAGUAUUUCUGUUACAAGUCUGAGUGCAAGUGACCUCGAUGGUGGCACUGUGACAGAGAGCUACCGGUUUCCACCUACCUCACCCCUCAAGGACCAUGGGGAUCAACAGGGUACUAAGCGAAUUAGGUCCAGAACUGGUGUCCGAUUUGUUCGGGAGCCUGAUGACAUGGGCCAGCUUCAUGCUUUUCAUCAGUCCCUCCGAGACCUCAGCAGUGAACAAGUUCGGCUUGGAGAUGAUUUCAAUCGGGAACUUGCCAGAAGAAGCCGGUCGGAUGCUGAAACAAAAAGAGCUUUGGAAGAAUUGACAGAAAAACUUAAUGAAGCCCAAAAACCAGAUGUGGUUUCAGAUCGGGUGGAACGACGGCUUCAGGAAAUAGAAAGAGAGAUGCGCACAGAAAGAGAGCUGGUGGAGAAACGUCAGGAUCAGCUGGGACUUAUUUCUUUACAGCUACAGGAGGCAUUGAAGAAACAAGAAGCUAAAGCAGAUGAAAAUGAGGGAGUCAUGAAAAAUAAGCUAAAACAGACCGAAACUGAGAAGAGUCAACUUGAACAGGAAUUAGAGGUAUCCCGAAGGUUACUGAAUCAGUCAGAAGGCAGCAGAAAAACACUUCUGCAUCAGGUAGAAGAGCUCCGUACACAACUUAUGAAAGCAGAAGGUGAUCGAAAGGGUUUACAACAUCAAGUAUCUCAGAUGUCCAAGCAACAGGAUGAACAAGGAGAUGACUGGAGGUUUAGGAGAGGGGUUGAGCAGGAAAAAGAGAAUCUGGAGAAGCAGAUGUCAGAUUUGAGGGUGCAGCUGAACUUCAGUGCAAUGGCAUCUGAGUUAGAGGAAGCGAAGCGGUGCAUGGAGCGAAAAGACAAGGAGAAAGCACAGUUUGCAGCACAUAUAGAGAAUUUAACACAUCAGUUGGAGCACAAGGAAAAGGAGCAACUACAGAUGUUGGAUCAACUUAAGGAGAUCCAGAAUCACUUUGAGACUUGUGAGGCCAAACAUAAGCAUGCCGACCUUCAGAUCUCAGAGCUGACUCACCAUGCUGAGGAAGCAACCAAGCAGGCCGAGCAGUACCUUCUCGAGUUCCAGCAGUCAGAGGCCCUGAGACAGGAGGCAGAGAAGAGGAGAGAAGAGUUGAAACUGAAAGCUCAGGAGUCCAUCAGGCAGUGGAAGCUUAAGCAUAAGAAGUUAGAGCGAGCAUUGGAGAAACAGUCUGAAACUCUUGAUCAACUGACAGACAAGAAUAAUCAGAUUCUAAAAGAAAAGGAUGAACUGAAAAGCCAGCUUUAUACAGCAUUACAACAAAUAGAGAAUCUUCGAAAGGAAUUGAAUGAUGUCUUAACCAAGCGUGCCCUUCAAGAGGAGGAGCUUCACCGUAAGGAGCAGAAACUAAGUGAUGUUAAGGCUCAUCAAGCUGACCUUGAACUAGAAAUCAAGGAUUCCCUGGACACUAUCCAAAGGCUAGAAAGUGAAUUGAAGCAUCAGAGUAAGAUUCAAAGCCAGAUGAAAGUUGAGAAAGCUCACCUGGAAGAAGAAAUCACAGAGCUAAAAAAGAGCCAGGCUAGGGACAAAGCCCAACUUCUCGAGAUGCAAGAGGCCAUCAAGAACUUGAGUGCCAUCCGGGCAGAUCUCGCUAAUAAAUUAGCCGAGGAACAGAGAGCCAGGAAAGAGGUGCUUAAGAACCUUGCUGACCUAAAGACACAGGUGAAAUCCAGAGAUGAAGAAACAGAUACAAUCAUUACACAGUUAAAGCUAGAACGAGACGUUCACCAGAGGGAGCUGGAAGAUCUCACAUCGUCAUUGCAGAGUGUGAAAACGAAACACGAACAGAACAUCCAGGAGCUGAUGAAGCACUUCAAGAAAGAAAAGAGUGAGGCUGAGAGUCAUAUUAGGACACUGAAGGCAGAAAGUAUAGAAGAUAAGAAUAAGGCUAAAGUCCAUCGUUGUCAGCUAGAGAAGGUGAAAUCACAGUGUGACAGGCUGACAGAGGAAUUAACCCAGAAUGAAAAUGAGAACAGAAAACUGAAGCUAAAAUAUCAGGCUUUGAAGGACCAGCUAGAAGAAAAGGAAAAGCAUAUAAGCAAUGAGGAAGAGCACUUAAGGAGGAUGGAAGAGGCCAGAUUGCAGCUCAAGGAUCAACUUCUUUGCCUGGAGACUGAACAGGAAUCCAUUCUUGGUGUCAUAGGAAAGGAAAUUGAUGCAGCUUGUAAAACCUUCUCCAGGGACUCGAUGGAGAAAUUGAAAGUUUUUUCAUCUAGUCCUGAUAUUAACUAUGACCCACAUCGCUGGUUAGCAGAAAGCAAGACUAAACUUCAGUGGCUCUGUGAGGAACUGAAAGAGAGAGAAAACCGAGAAAAAAAUCUGCGGCACCAGUUGAUACUGUGCAGACAACAGCUGAGGAACAUGACGGAAAACAAGGAAUCUGAGCUCCAGUGUCUCUUUGAACAGAUAGAAAGACAAGAGCAGCUUCUGGAAGAAAUACACCAGGAGAAAAGAGAUCUCCUGGAGGAGACCCACAGAAAAGAUGAAGAAAUGGAAUCUCUGCAGGACCGUCUAAAUGCAUUAGAAACGAGUACCCGAGUGGCCUUGGACCAUCUGGAGUCUGUGCCUGAGAAACUGAGCUUACUAGAAGAUUUCAAAGACUUCAGAGAUUCCCACAGUUUUUCUGAGAGAAUUGAUGGGAGAUAUUCUAAAUACAGAGUUCACGGAGAGUCUCUUCAGCAGCACCAAGAUGACACCAAGUACAGAGUCAGAGGCUUAAAAGAUGACAGACUCUUUCCUGAAAGUUCCCUCGCUCAUGGGUUAGAGCACUCAUUCUCUUGGCGUGAUCACAGUCGCUUCCUGUCUAGUCCACAGUUUUCACACUUGAAUCCACUUACCAAAAGAGCAGUUACUCCAGAUUCACCUUCAAUCAAGGAAGAUGCCACAAGUUUACCAAUGGAUCGAACAAGUCCACCAUCUAAGAAAGAGGACUAUGAAAGCAAUAAAAGCAAAAUGUAAUUCGUUGCUUUACAUGAGUGUUUUACAAAUGACAGCGUAUCUGUCC